Solenopsis invicta (red fire ant) is the source of this 3267-nucleotide messenger RNA. It is a transcript of the gene nab, whose product is annotated as NGFI-A-binding protein homolog. Lineage: Eukaryota; Metazoa; Arthropoda; Insecta; Hymenoptera; Formicidae. The record is from RefSeq and is a predicted model, not a curated record. Gene Ontology annotation, cellular component: nucleus. Gene Ontology annotation, biological process: negative regulation of DNA-templated transcription. Gene Ontology annotation, molecular function: transcription factor binding; transcription coregulator activity.
AGGUACAAUCAGUUUUAAGUUUUGCAGUUGGCUAUAUUGUUGAAUUUAAUCGGCCAGUUUGAAAGCAAUCGGAGAUCGGUAAGACCAGUCCUAACCGCUUCGACGAAGAUUCCGGGAACCGUCACACGCCGUGCACGCCGAUGACGAUGCCUAUGGAACAUGGAACAGCGCGGGAAGCCCAAGUGCCCAAGGCAGGAAGAGGGAGGGGACGAGCGAGGAAGCGGUGUCGCGCGGCGCCGCGAUGGUGGGGGAGCGCGAAAGGAACGGAACGACGGCCGUGUAUUCGCCGCGCGACGCCGGCGACGCGCAAUGUGCACCGCGCCAUCGUUCGAAACGCGUCGGUGUCGCUCUUCGCGCGCGCACACACACACACACACACACACACAUAUACGUCGUGGUGAUCACGACGAUAUCGCAGCGACGACAACCGGACAAUUAAACCGCGGGGAGGAAACCCGCGAGAUUCGCGUUUCGCGUUUCACUCUCGCAUUCUCUCCCCUACCUCGGGGGAGAGCGAAUUGCGAUCGCUCCUCCCCCUCGUGCGACAGCGACCGACGACGACGACGAGGGGGGGAUCGCGCGCGUCUCGAUCGUCGCGAGAUCAUGAUCCGUGCGAUCCGCGUCGCGACGCGCUAAUAACACGAUCGAGCGAAAGAGAGAGGGAGCGAGGGCGGUCUGCCUCGGAGAUCUGCCUCGCGUCGCCGAGGAAUCCGUCGUGGAAUCCCGUUCCACUUUCUUCCGGGGCGAACGCAAGCGCGGCGAUCGAAUGCGCCUCGUUGGAUGCUGCCGGCAGCGCGCGUGGUCGACCUGGAAGCCCGUGCUCGUCGUCGGGGCACUGCUGUGAGCGGGUGCUGCUACUACUGCCGCCGCUGCUGCUGCUGCUGCUACUGCUGCUACUACUACUACUGCUGUUGCUGCUGUUGCCGUUGUUGCCGCUGCCCCAGGUAGCACUGGGGCCGCGAUGGACGCGCGCGUGGUCGUCGGUGCGCCGGCCGCGGAAGAGACGCCGAUGGUGGCGGCGGGUUCCGCGGGCGUCGCGACGCCCUCGCCGGUCCCUCCGGCGCCGAGCACCGCCGUGGUCGUCACCGGUACCGGCACUGGCACCGGCACCGGCACCGGUGGCGGCGGCGGCGGCAGCGGCGGCGGUGGCGGAGGAACUUCCACCGCCGCCGCGACCCUCGCGUCCGCAUCCUGCACCCCGCAGAACCCAGUCGUCGUCGUCGCUAGCCCCUCCAACAAUCACCAGCAGCCGGUCACCGGCGUGCCCAGGAUACUCAGCAGGAAUGUCAACGGCACAUUGGUGCAGACGUCCGUGCCGCAAAACGAGGCCGAGCUGCAGCUGUACAGAGUGAUGCAGCGAGCGUCACUGCUGGGAUACUACGAUACGCUCCUCGAGAUGGGAGGCGACGACGUGCAACAGCUUUGCGACGCGGGUGAGGAGGAGUUCCUGGAGAUCAUGGCGUUGGUGGGCAUGGCGAGCAAGCCGCUUCACGUUAGGAGGCUUCAGAAAGCUUUGCAGGAGUGGCUCACUAAUCCCUCGUUGUUUCAAACACCGGUCGUGCCGACGAACGCCGUCGCCGCCGCCGCCGUCGUCGCCGCGGCAGCGGCCGCCAAGAGCCCGGUCGCCGCCGCCGCCGCCGUGGGCUUCGCCUGCGCGAGCCCGCGGCCGCAGAUGCAGAGCUUGCCGACCGGCUUCGCCGCGACCUCUCAGACCUCCCUGACGCCGACGUCCUACGUGUCGACGACGCCCCACAUGCCGCUGACGCCGUUGCCCUGCCGAAGCGCCAGCCCGGUUGUGCCGGUCACCAGCGUGUCGACGUCGGCGUCCUCCACGACCUUCCGCCAGAGCCCGAGCCCGAACACGUCCUUGCCUUACACGACCACUCAUAGCCCCAAUGUGUUACAGGUAGGAACGUGCGAGUCUUCGUGCGGCAGCGGAACCACGCCGAGUCCGAGUGGCGGUGGCGGUGGCGGUGCACCUGCGAGUCCGACGCAGCCAACGCCGACCCUCUUGCAGUCACAGGUGCAGCGGCUCGCCGAGGCCGCGGAGAGGCUCGUCGCCACCAUAAGGCCCCUCGAUCCCAAACCCCAUAAUGUGAAGAAAAAACUCUGCAAGAACCUGGAGAUGGUAAUGACGAUGUCAGACAGUGAUCCGCGCAAAAUGGACGAGAUCCGGAAGUACGCGGCGAUUUACGGUAGAUUCGAUUGCAAGAGAAAGCCGGAGAAGCCUCUCACGUUGCACGAAGUGUCGGUGAACGAAGCGGCGGCGCAAAUCUGCAGAUUUGUGCCUGCCCUCCUCACUAGGAGAGACGAGUUGUUUCCUCUGGCGCGUCGUGUCGUCCGCGAUUCCGGUUACCACUAUUCCAAGAGCCAAUACUUGUCGAUGUCGAGGCCACGCGAAAACGGGGAGGAGACCGAUGGCGAGCGCUCAAAACGCCAGAAACUGGAGCUAGAGGGUGAGGGUGAGGAUGCGACGCAGGAGGAAUUGGAUUUACGCUGUUCUGGAACGGAUAUUAACAAUUCUAUCACUAGGAGACAUAGGUCGUCGAGUCCAGUCUGGAGGAAGAAGAGUAACAACGGUAUAUUUAGCGCCAGCGUAGAGGAAAUCAGCGACUCGGAUAGCCAAUUCUCUUUCUCUAACGAGGAAUCGUCGUCUAUGCACGACACAAACGAGGCAGAAGCUGAGAACACGGACAAAGAGGGCGACUUCAAUCUAAAGGUGAUAGCCUCGCGCGGAGACAACAUAAUCGCCGUGGCAAAUCCUGCGCUAAUGGAAUGCAGCCAUCCCAUAAAGGAGGAGCCCGCGGAUGAGAAACCCACACUGUGAUAUUAUUACUUAACGUUUACUGCCGCUAUUGACGUCACGGCGACGUGAAUGACGGCGUAGAGGCGCCGGUCAUUGUCAUCGAUCAUCAACCGCGCGAACAUCGUUCACAUAUGUGUUAAUGAGCACGAUAGCAUUCAUGGCAGCGUUUGAAUAAUAUGACAGUCGCUUACUUGGAUUUUAUACAACGGUUGGAGCGACCUGUCACUUAUGUCCGAGCGAGAAACGUUUGCGACGCUGUCCGUUAUCUAGUUCUAGCAAAGCGAAAAAAGCACGAUACGACAUGUAUAGCGAUUAUGACGAAUGUUUCUAGGAGGCGAUAGCUGAAUAAAGAUAAGCCGUUUAAAUCAAAAGAUCGUUGACUGAAGUAUGUAGCAUUAUAAAAUGUAAAAUUAUAAACAAAUGUAAAUAUAGGUAAAUAUAUAUAACGGUCCUUUUUUUUA